Solanum tuberosum (potato) is the source of this 714-nucleotide messenger RNA. RefSeq names its product cytochrome P450 82A3-like. NCBI's taxonomy places the organism in Eukaryota, Viridiplantae, Streptophyta, Magnoliopsida, Solanales, Solanaceae. Gene Ontology annotation, molecular function: oxidoreductase activity, acting on paired donors, with incorporation or reduction of molecular oxygen; heme binding; iron ion binding. Bases 1 to 714 code for a protein of 237 amino acids. The transcript has a single exon. The record is from RefSeq and is a predicted model, not a curated record.
AUGGAUUACUCUCUUGCCAUUACUUAUGCUACUACAUCUAUCAUUUUUCUCUACUUCAUUUACAUGCUCUUUGGGAUUUUUAGUAACAAAAAGGGUAAAACACCUCCUAAAGUUGCUGGAUCCUGGCCUGUAAUUGGCCAUCUCCAUCUUUUCAGUGGAUCUAAUCUGCCUCACAAAACAUUUGGGCUUCUGGCAGACAAAUAUGGCCCAAUUUUCACAGUAAAAUUUGGAGCCCAUCAAGUUUUGGUGGUGAACGAUAGGAAAAUAGCCCAAGAUUGCUUGACUACCAACGAUAAGGCCUUGGCAAGCCGGCCUAAAGCGUUGGCAGUAGAGCUCUUGGGCUAUAACUACGCCAUUUUUGGGCUUGGCCCAUACGGCCCAUUUUGGCGAGAAAUGAAAAAAAUAGUCGUACUCGAAUUACUCUCCAAUCGUCGUGUACAAAUGUUAAGACAUAUUCGAGAAUUUGAAGUGAAAACAUCUAUCAAAACAAUGUAUGAAAGGUGGUCGAAGGAAAAGAUGAAUGAUUCUUCAAAUUUCGUCAGAAUAGAAAUGAAACAAUGGUUUGAGAACUUGGCCAUGACGAUUAUUAUAAGAAUGCUUUUUGGAAAAGAACACGAUUUUGAAGAAGGAAAAAGGGCUAGAAAUGUAAUGACAAAUUUUUUCAAGUUACUUGGUGCAUUUGUUGUAGCUGAUUUUAUACCAUCACUAAGAUAG